Molecule: messenger RNA, 1010 nt
Organism: Spirodela intermedia
Lineage: Eukaryota; Viridiplantae; Streptophyta; Magnoliopsida; Alismatales; Araceae
Source: the annotation of a GenBank genome assembly
AUGGUCGGGGUAAGCCCGUUGGAGCUCGGCUCCUCGUCUCUUCUGCGUGUGAGAAUACUUGUUCGCGGUAGGCACCUAACGGAGCGUGGCUGCGGGGGCGACGCAGGGAUGCGAUGCGUCGAUUCUGCUGGUGACCGCCGCCGGCGCCAUGUCGGAGCAGACUUCGCAGAGGAGCUUCGGCAUGAGGAACUUCAAGUACGUGGCCACCAUUAAGGACGCUCUCGAGCGUGAGUGCCCCGCGACGGUCUCCUGCGCCGACAUCGUCGCCCUCUCCGCCCGAGACGGCGUCGCCCUGGUGAGCCACCGGCGGCCCCUCCGGCGAGCCAGCGUCCGCUUACUUAUUUAUGUUUUCUCCACACACUCGCGCAGCUGGGAGGGCCGUACGUCCCCAUGAAGAUGGGGAGGAAGGACAGCAGGGUGAGCCGCCUCGAGGCAGUGGAGGACUCCAUCCCCAACCACGACUCCGACAUCUCCCUGGUGCUCUCCCGCUUCCAGUCCAUCGGCAUCAACGUAGAAGGCACCGUAGCGCUGCUGGGUACCUGUCUGUCUCCCUCCUCCUCCUGCUGCGCGGGGUUGCAGAGCCUGACGCCGCAGUCUCUGCAGGAUCUCAUUCGGUGGGCCGCGUCCACUGCGUCAACCUGGUACACCGGCUCUACCCCGCCGUUGACCCCACGUUGGACCCCGACUACGCGGCGUACCUGAAAGGGCGGUGCCCGUCGCCAGAGCCGGACCCGACGGCGGUGGCCUACGGCCGGAAUGAUCGGGAGACGCCGAUGACGAUCGACAACAUGUACUACAAGCACCUGCUGCAGCACAAGGGGCUGCUGCGGGUGGACCAGCAGCUGGCCUCCGACCCUUCCACCGCCCCCUUCGUGGCAAAGAUGGCCGCUGACAACGGCUACUUCUACGAGCGCUUCGCGGACGCCCUCCUGCUGCUGUCGGAGAGCAACCCGCUGCCCAGCGACAAGGGGGAGGUCAGGAAGGACUGCCGCUUCGUCAACUCCGGAUAG